Messenger RNA from Crotalus tigris (Tiger rattlesnake), 2861 nucleotides. RefSeq names its product disintegrin and metalloproteinase domain-containing protein 2-like. The record is from RefSeq and is a predicted model, not a curated record. Lineage: Eukaryota; Metazoa; Chordata; Lepidosauria; Squamata; Viperidae. Gene Ontology annotation, cellular component: plasma membrane. The transcript has 22 exons. Gene Ontology annotation, biological process: proteolysis; cell adhesion; binding of sperm to zona pellucida. The coding region runs from base 321 to 2690 and encodes 789 amino acids. Gene Ontology annotation, molecular function: metalloendopeptidase activity.
CUCAGACCUUUGGCAUUGUGCAAUGCAACAGAAGCCCCCAGUGGCUCCGGAAGACGGAGCUUCUUGCCUUUAAGCAGCUUGAGCAGGACUCCAAAGCUCCUAGUUUCACCAGGUCUGGAGCAAUAGCACUUCCCUCAGGGCUCGGGAAUGAUGGGGUGCUCGUUCCACAUUGAAAGCCACUCCGGCGCACAUGGAGCGAUCCUCCUGGGCAGAGCGAAAAAGUCUCCAUCAUCAUCACCAUCAUCUCUGGAUCCUGAGCGCGCCUUUCCUUACUGGAUGCUUCUUCCCACGCGGAGCAGCAAGGACGCGCCGGCCGUCGAAUGCCCAGGCGCAGACAGAAGCGUCCGGCGGCUACCGCGGGGUUCGGGCGCGUGGAAGCGCCGCGCCGCCGGGGCGUUCUCAUUCCUCCGCGCCCGUUAGCGGUCGCCUGUGGCCGCCGGUGCCGCCUGCCCUGGGCGCCCGCGAUGGCCCUGCUGGCGCUGCCCUUGGCCCUGGUCGCCCUCUCCUUCGUGGCCCCGCAGGGGUCUCAGCGGUCAUUUCUGCAGGUGAUUGUUCCUCAGAGGAACCCAGCUCACGCCACUGGAAAUAAGGAGAGGAUGGCAUUUGAUAUGAACAUAGAAGGGGAAUCCUUUUCAAUUUAUCUGAAGCAACAAGCCUUUAUAUCUAAUUAUUUUAGAGUUUAUACGUACAACAAAGAUGAUACCCCAGUGUCAUUUGUCCCUCCCAAUCAGCGGGAUUGCUAUUAUCAAGGCUACGUAGAUGGUUACACAGAUUCGAUUGUGAUGAUCAGUUCCUGCUCUGGGCUCAGUGGGCUGAUACAGAUUCAGAACAUCAGCUAUGGAAUUGAGCCCAUCGAGUCGGCCUCUGGGUUUCACCAUCUCGUUUUUCGGAUAGAUUACAAUGAUACAGACCUUCAGUUUUCGAAGCAGAAUUAUUCCAUUAAAUGGAGUACCACAAUAACUUCAAAGAAAGAUCCAGCAGAACCAAUUAACUUUGCCAUCCUCAGAUAUGUGGAAAUGCACGUGGUUGUGGCCAAAUCUCUGUAUGAUUAUAUGGGUUCCAACGAAGAUGUUGUCACGGGGAAGAUCAUGCAGCUUAUGAACUUUAUCAACACUAUGUUUUACAAACUGAACAUGAAGAUUAUCUUGUCCUCAUUAGAAUUAUGGAUAAACAAAGAUAAAAUCUCCAUCGUUGGAACCGCUGAUCAGCUGCUGGAGCAGUUUCUGAACUGGAAAAAUGAACACCUCACUCUGCGACCUCACGAUGCAGCUUUCUUAUUUGUUUACAGGAACAAGGCUGAUUCGGUGGGGUCAACAUUUGCCAAAAAGAUGUGCUCUAAACCCAGUUCUGGUGGAAUUGCUAUGUUUCAAAAUGGGAUGACCCUGGAAGCCUUCUCAGUUAUAGUGGCGCAGUUGCUGGGCUUUAGUGUCGGACUGUAUUUUGAUGACACCAGAGCAUGUCACUGUUCAGGGACUGUCUGCUUGAUGAACACCAGAGCAGCACAGUCCAGUGGCAUUAAAUCCUUCAGCAGCUGCAGCGUCAAAGAUUUUCAGAAUUUCCUCCACUCUGCAUUGUCGCAGUGUCUGCAGAACAAGCCACAGUUUGAUAUCUCCUACCGAGCCCCCCUCUGCGGCAACCACGUGCUCGAAGAUGGGGAGCAGUGCGAUUGUGGCACAGUGAAGGAAUGUGAAAACCAUCCUUGCUGUGAAUCGGAUUGCACUUUGAAAGCAGGAAUGCAGUGUGCCCAAGGAGACUGUUGUUUGCUGGGAAGCUGCAGGUUGAAGGCAAAAGGAACCUUAUGCAGAGAACUGGAGGACUCGGAAUGUGAUCUCAAAGAGUUUUGCAAUGGUACCUCUGCAGAAUGCUCAGAAAACCAUUACGUCGAGGAUGGACACUGGUGUGAACACCAAACUGGAGUUUGCAUGAAAGGAAGGUGCCAAAGUGCGGAUCGAUGGUGCCGAAAAAUAUUCGGAGCACAAUCCAAAAGUGGAUCUCUUCAAUGCUACGAGGAAAUUAACAGUCAAAAGGACAGGAUGGGUCACUGUGGUUCGACCGCAAAAGGAUACCAGGACUGUCAGUGGCAGGACUUGAGGUGUGGCAAGCUGGUCUGUGACUAUCCGAAUAGAGUUCCUUUCUUUCUGGAAAACGCCGCCAUCAUUUACGCCAAAGUGCAGAAUCGCUUAUGUGUCACUCUAGAUUAUUUGAAGGGGCCAGGAAUAAAAGAUCCAUUUCUGAUUCACGAUGGUACCGUCUGUGGAGAUAACAAGGUUUGCAUGAAUCAAAAGUGUGUAGAGCGAGCAGUAAUAAGAAUGACCUGUGAUGCAGAAACAAAGUGUCACGGGAAAGGAAAGUGCAACAACAAAGGCAACUGUCACUGCAACGUAGGCUGGGCUCCCCCUGACUGUAACGUAGCGGAUGAAGGAGGCUUAGGCGGAAGCAUCGAUAGCACUUUCCGAAGCGGUGUAGUCCGGAACGAUCAUCAGCCCAAAAAGUUUUCAACAAGAAACUGGCUUCUUGUGGGUUUCUUUGUCUUUCUGCCUGUUGUGAUUGGCGCCAUCCUUUUGGCCAUCAAACUGAGACAAGCGUUGUUGCAUCCAAGCAUGGAGGAGGAAAAAGAUGAGGAGGAAGAAUAUGAUACCGAAGGGUCUAAAUUGCAGGAAGUCCACCAGUCACAGAGUGCAAGUGUAUAGGCAGUGACCACAGAUGUUGCCAGAAGCUGACCCAAUUUCCAAAGGGCUGCAAAAGAUCACCUCAUCAGGAAAUGCAAAGCAAUUUAUUUCCCUUCUGUCUGAGCCCUUCGCUCCAUCUCUUUCUUUAACCUGUAAUAUAAUUAUUCAAACAUUUCAGUAUCUACAAUAAAA